Knipowitschia caucasica is the source of this 318-nucleotide messenger RNA. The record is from the annotation of a GenBank genome assembly. NCBI's taxonomy places the organism in Eukaryota, Metazoa, Chordata, Actinopteri, Gobiiformes, Gobiidae.
AUGAUCAACUGGUUUCAGAACGCAGCCAGGUACACGGUCCUCUUACCUCCUGUGGCGCUGCUCCUGGUCCCGGGUCCUGAGAGAUCCUUGUGGCGCGUGCGGAGCGGUCUGGCAACAGCGCGAGGAGCAGAGCGCGCGCGGACUGGAGCUGUGAGUGUGAGCCACGCGCGCAGAGAGAGCACCCCACCGGAAGUGCCAUUUCAGAACGUCAUGUGGUCAAGAUACUGUCUGUGUGGGCGGCUGAUGGGUCCAAGCACUUCCUUUCCAGGGAUCGAUAAAGUAUCUUUGUCUGAGUUUCUCCAUCCAUCUUUUUCUUAA